Messenger RNA from Salvelinus fontinalis (brook trout), 3293 nucleotides. RefSeq lists its product as uncharacterized. The record is from RefSeq and is a predicted model, not a curated record. The transcript has 7 exons. The coding region runs from base 189 to 1178 and encodes 329 amino acids. NCBI's taxonomy places the organism in Eukaryota, Metazoa, Chordata, Actinopteri, Salmoniformes, Salmonidae.
UUCCAGUACUUCCUGAUUGCACAUUACGUCACAUUGAUAAGCGGUUUUAUUUCGACAAAGUUGAUAUGUAUGAGAUUAUGAUAUAUUUGAGUUGAAUUAACUAGAGGUUCUCCUGGUUCUUUUCGCGGAAUAGCAAUAUUGAAUGAGAGGUUACUUCUACAGUCAGUAGCAGUUAAAGAACUGAUAACAUGCAGAACUACGGUAAAGCAAUACAUACUUAUUUUGUACAAUAUCCGACGGGGAUCGCUCUUAUCACAGUCACAGGAGUGGGGCUCUUUGCUCUACGUAAAUGGCUGGCUGGAGGGGUGUGUACGAGCACAGCCCGGCUGGACGGGAAGACUGUCCUUAUCACCGGAGCCAACACUGGGAUUGGGAAAGAGACUGCAGUUGACAUGGCUAGCAGGGGGGCGAGGGUUAUUCUGGCCUGCAGGGACAUGACAAGAGCCAAUCAAGCUGCAGAGGGCAUCAGGAAGAGGAGUGGCAAUGGGAAUGUGAUUGUCAAAAAGUUGGACUUAGCAUCCCUACAGUCGGUGCGACAGCUAGCCAAAGAGAUCCUGGAAAGUGAAGAGAGACUGGACAUCCUUAUUAAUAAUGCAGGUAUCAUGAGCUGUCCAAAAUGGCAGACUGAAGAUGGCUUUGAGAUGCAGUUUGGUACCAACCACCUAGGCCACUUUUUAUUGACAAAUUGCCUUUUGGAUCUCCUUAAGAAAUCAGUCCCAAGCCGUAUUGUCAACGUCUCCAGUUUAGCUCAUGAAGAAGGCAAGAUCUAUUUUGAUGACAUAAACUUAGAUAAAGAUUACAGUCCAUGGAAAAGCUACCGGCAAAGUAAGCUAGCUAAUGUGCUCUUUACUAGGGAGCUGGCAACACGACUACAAGGAACUGGAGUAACUACAUAUAGCCUCCAUCCUGGAGUCAUCUGGACUGAGCUUGGUCGGCACUUCUGGCCCACCAUGCCCCUGUGGAAAAGAGCCAUCUACAAGACUCUUGGUUUUUGGCUCAAGUCCCCUAGAGAGGGAGCCCAGACCACCAUCCACUGUGCUGUAGAAGAAAGCCUGGCAGAUGUCAGUGGACUCUACUACAGUGACUGCGCCCCAAAAACUGUGGCCAUUCAGGGCCAGGAUGAUGCAGCUGCCAAGAAGCUGUGGGACCUGAGUGCCUCCAUGGUUGGUCUGGCAUGAUGGACCUGGUUACCACUAGGACUGGCCUAGCCUUUAGAAUGUUGACAUACAGUUGAAGUCAGAAGUUUACAUACACUUAGGUUGGAGUCAUUAAACCUCGUUUUUCAACCACUCCACGAAUGUCUUGUUAACAAACUAUAGUUUGGCAUGUCGGUUAGGACAUCUACUUUGUGCAUGACACAAAUAAUUUUUCCAACAAUUGUUUACAGACAGAUUAUUUCACUUAUAAUGCACUGUAUCACAAUUCCAGUGGGUCAGAAGUUUACAUGCACUAAGUUGACUGUGCCUUUAAAUAGCUUGGAAAAUUCCAGAAAAGUAUGUCAUGGCUUUAGAAGCUUCUGACAGGCUAAUUGACAUAAUUUGAGUCAAUUGGAGGUGUACCUGUGGAUGUAUUUCAAGGCCUACCUUCAAACUCAGUGCCUCUUUGCUUGACAUCAUGGGAAAAUCAAAAGAAAUCAGCCAAGACCUCAGAAAAUAAAUUGUAGACCUCUACAAGUCUGGUUCAUCCUUGGGAACAAUUUCCAAACUCCUGAAGGUACCACGUUCAUCUGUACAAACAAUAGUACGCAAAUAUAAAUACCAUGGUACCACGCAGCCAUCAUACCGCUCAGGAAGGAGACGUGUUCUGUCUCCUAGAGAUGAAUGUACUUUGGUGCAAAAAGUGCAAAUCAAUCCCAGAACAACAGCAAAUGACCUUAUGAAGAUGCUGGAGGAAAGAGGCACAAAAGUAUCUAUACCCACAGUAACAACGAGUCCUAUAUAUCGACAUAACCUGAAGGGCAGCUCAGCAAGGAAGAAGCCACUGCUCCAAAACCGCCAUAAAAAAAGCCAGACUACGGUUUGUAACUGCACAUGGGGACAAAGAUCGUACUUUUUAGAGCAAUGUCCUCUGGUCUGAUGAAACAAAAAUAGAACUGUUUGGCCAUAAUGACCAUUGUUAUGUUUGGAAGAAAAAGGAGGAGGCUUGCAAGCCGAAGAACACUAUCUCAACCGUGAAGCACGGGGGUGGCAUCAUCAUGUUGUGGGGGUGCUUUGCUGCAGGAUGGACUGGUGCACUUCACAAAAUAGAUGGCAUCAUGAGGGAGAAAAAUUAUGUGGAUAUAUUGAAGCAACAUCUCAAGACAUCAGUCAGGAAGUUAAAGCUUGGUCGCAAAUGGGUCUUCCAAAUGGACAAUGACCCCAAGCAUACUUCCAAAGUUGUGGCAAAAUGGCUUAAGGACAACAAAGUCAAGGUAUUGCAGUGGCCAUCACAAAGCCCUGACCUCAAUCCUAUAGAAAAUGUGUGUGCAGAACUGAAAAGGCGUGUGCCAGCAAGGAAGCCUACAAACCUGACUCAGUUACUCCAGCUCUGUCAGGAGGAAUGUGCCAAAAUUCACCCAACUUAUUGUGGGAAGCUUGUGGAAGGCUACCCGAAAUGUUUGACCCAAGUUAAACAAUUUAAAGGCAAUGCUACCAAAUACUAAUUGAGUGUAUGUAAACUUCUGACCCAGUGGGAAUGUGAUGAAAGAAAUAAAAGCUGAAAGAAAUAAUUCUCUCUACUAUUAUUCUGACAUUUCACAUUCUUAAAAUAAAGUGGUGAUCCUAACUGACCUAAGACAGGGGAUUUCUACUAGCAUUAAAUGUCAGGAAUUGUGAAAAACUGAGUUUAAAUGUAUUUGGCUAAGGUGUAUGUAAACCGACUUCAACUGUAUUACCAUCUGAUGAUGGACUGUGAAAUGCAUCCAAACCUCAUUGCAUUCAGUAAGAAACUGUUGAAUAACAUUUGCUUUAGAGACAUUUAUUUAGAAUACACAGCAAACUACAUACAAAAAUACUAUGCAUCGAAAUAUGUUAACGUGAGCCUUUUAAACAGAAUGAAUGUCUCAUAGUUAAGUUACAUGGAAGCUGUAUGAACAUUUACUUCAAUUGCCAUAAGUGUAAAUUCUAUUCUAGGGGAACAAGGUUCACUAAGUCUGUAUUUACGUACGUUUGUAGUAUACACAUAUUAUGUUGUCUUGUCCUGGAACUGAUGUAUGAAAAUACAUGUGCUAUAUCUACAAAACAUUUAGAGAAACAACAUACAUUUUUCUCUUGGGUAAUUUAAAACCUACGAUAAUAAAGUGCUGAUUUACGUAA